Molecule: messenger RNA, 744 nt
Organism: Pyricularia grisea
Lineage: Eukaryota; Fungi; Ascomycota; Sordariomycetes; Magnaporthales; Pyriculariaceae
Exons: 2
Coding region: 1-744 (247 amino acids)
Source: RefSeq, a predicted model, not a curated record
AUGAAGGGCUGCCCCUUCAUCUUUACACAUAAGUACAACUUUCUAGACGAUCCAAACCUCCUGACCUGCCAGUCCUGCCGCACUCCCUACUCCGAUCCUUCCACGUGGGAGCUAAUCACCAACUGCAACACCUUCCUCACCGGCCCCCGCGUCCUCCUCAACUGCAGCGAGGCGCCGACAUUUCCCGGUCGGUCCUUUGGCGUGACCCCAGAAGGCGACCUGUGUAGAAGGUGCACCAUCAUACAAAAGGCCAGAGAAGCUGACAAGGACCGCAAGAGCAGCAGCAGCAGCAGUAGCGAACCCACGCCCGACCCCAACCCCAACACAGCCGCCGUGGAUGACUACAACCCCCACCGGACACGCGAGCAGGAGCACCAGGAGCGGCUCGCGCGCAUGAGGACGGCGCGCAUGUCGCGGUGGACGGCACACGGCAUGCCGGCCGCGCACGCGGGCCGGGCGGUCAACGCCGAGGGAACCCAGGGGGAGGCGUCCGAGUGCGUGCCGCGCGGCUGCCCGUUUGCGAGCAAGUGUCGGUACGGGUGCGGGUCGAUGCAGGCGAGGUUGGUGACGCAGCAGAUGGACAACAUGCUGCUGCGGCGGCGCCGGUCGGAGGAUCUGGUCGGGGCCGCCGGCGACAGGGAUGGGGAUGAGGUGCUGCUGCUGCUGUCGCCGGUGCCGCGCUGCCCGUUUACCUAUUAUUGCCCGAUCAAGUGCAUGGGCAUGUAUUUGCGCAACUUGGAGUGA